AUGGCAAUCUUACUGGCGUUAUUGCUCGUUGCUGCUACUCAGGUUGAGACGAACACCGGAAGUUGUAAGGACAUGUUACAGGGUUACCUGUCCGGACAACUGUCGUCUGCUCUUGGAGCGUACGAAGUAAAAGCGUUGAGACGGGAGUUCAAAAGUUUUACUGAUGUCAUAGAAAAAUCGAUGAAGAAGUUUAAGAAAACAGUGAAAUCCGAAGUAAAUGCACACACCAGUAACAGUAGUGUAGUUUACACCAGAUGGGGAAAGAAAACGUGUCCAUCUACUGCCGAGUUAGUUCAAUCAGGGUUAGCUGGAGGCUUGUAUUAUACCUACAAAGGAGCAGCUGUAGAACCUCUCUGUUUACCGAGAAAUCCAGAAUGGGGGAUGUACACUGAUGGGUUCGAUGGAUCCAAAAAUUACAUUUUUGGCACAGAGUAUCGAACAAGUUCUUUAACAGGCAACGUCCAAAGAGUUAAUAACCACGAUGUUCCGUUUGCUGUUUGUCUAGUUCGCCAAAGGUCCGUUGUUCAAAUGUUUCCAGCAAGAAAAACGUGUUAUAAAGGAUGGACGUUGGAAUACCAUGGUUACCUUAUGGCGGGUUAUUAUGAUCAUGCAGCUGGAACCACCUACACCUAUAUUGACAGUCAUCCAGACACCUUGCAUGGUGGUUCUACCUUUAAGGAUGGUAAACUCUUCUAUCCUGUCGAGGCUUCUUGUGGAUCCUUGAAAUGUCCUCCUUAUGUAAAAGGAAGAGAACUUGUGUGUGUUGUUUGUUCAAAAGAAUAA
Magallana angulata is the source of this 783-nucleotide messenger RNA. RefSeq lists its product as uncharacterized. The coding region runs from base 1 to 783 and encodes 260 amino acids. The transcript has 4 exons. The record is from RefSeq and is a predicted model, not a curated record. NCBI's taxonomy places the organism in Eukaryota, Metazoa, Mollusca, Bivalvia, Ostreida, Ostreidae.